AUGACUCCCGAAAAUGCCUUCUUAGCUUAUAAACGGUAUACCAAUUACUUGGUGUGCUGGCUCAUCCAUACCACGAGUCGAAUUUCCCCGCCAUUAGCAGAGGUGGGAGGUUCUACCAAUGUACAUGCUAUGAACAUCAAAUACGGCGAGCUCAUGGCAAAAGAUCUGGUUUCCGUCUCUAAGUUCAUUGUAGAGCAUGGCGUCUCCGUUCCACCUAUCAUAUUUCGCUUAUUGCAAGAGGCCAUCGAGGCACGGAUGGCUGCAAAUGCCAUGUUCGCGGACGGUACCUACAAUGACCCGGACGCUGAGUCAGGGAAAUCUAAAGAACAAUAUAAGUAUCUGAUCGAGGUUCUAAGAGAAGCUUUCGUAAUACUUGGAGGAAAGGAGUGGGAGUCAACCGACCAGAAUUCAUGGAAUGGGGGCGACAACUUGACUGAUGGGGCCGUUGAAGAGGAUUUAUUCUCGGAGAAGUUGGAUCCCUUGAAAGCAAAGCAGAAGACGACUGAGUCAAUCCCCAAAUCAAACCUCGAAGCAAUACCGAUCGAGAGCUAUCGUAUUGUCAGCGGAGAGGGCACCGCAACCGAAUAUGGCGUGGCUCUCUCUGACCUCCUGAUAAACUGGAUCGAACUUCGCACUUUUGUCCAACUCCAUGGCACGAUGUGGCCUAUAAUGGAGCUAACAGUGCGGUUGCAGGUCGCAGGUCCAAAAACGGCAUUGGAGUACAAUCCGAAGAAGGACAUUGAUCAAUUCAUUUACGCGGUGGACGGCGAAGAUACGCGUAAUGGAUUUUCCCAAUCAGCAGACAUUCUCUCCAAGAUGCUAACAGUGGACAAUCUACUCAAUGAGGACACACAAUUGCAUGGGUCCCAUAUCAUGCUACUACAAGCAGCAAAACUUGAUUACUGCAAUUGGCUUGGAAAGUCACCCAUCAAAAACGGAUAUAAGCAUAUGAAAGGGUCUCGCUUUCAAGGAACCAAUCCCGACGGUCUCUGGGAAUACUCACCUUUCCUAUGCGGAACGGCUCUUGUGGAGGUAAUGGAAGAAGCUUACCUCACAAACAUGGCGAUCUGGGAUCAAAUUCCAGAGCCAACGAACCUCGUACAUCUACACAACAUGCUCGUACGGAAAGGCUAUCUAGAAGAGCCCGUCAUUUUACUCAACGCACUAGAUGAGGUCUUUAGCAGCGCCUUUUACAAGGACGAUCUGGCACCGCUCAACGACUUUGCUGCAGUACUCGCCGAACGGAAUGAGCAGAUCGGAAAAUCAAGAGAUUCUAUUCCACAAGCCCAUCGCCGCACAGUAGUAGACCCUUUUGGUACUAUGAGCAUGAGUGACAAUACUCUCUUCAAUAAGCGAUGCAAGCCGCCUCUCAUACUAUAUCAAGAGGCAGGUUGGAACCCUGAUCAGAUACCGGACAGCGAACUGACCAUCGAUUAUCAAUUGGGGAAAAUACGGAUUGCUCAGACGAAAACCAUUGUGGAGCAAGUGACGGGAGAGAGAAGGCUUGCAGAUACGGAGCUCCAACAAGACCUAGACCCAACCGCUAUAUCAACACAAGCACGAGAUGAAGAAGUAAUUAAGAAAUGGGUUGGCAAAGAACAUUGGGACGCCGUGGAGAUACCUGGAGGACAGAAACGUCGCGGGGGUCUAAACCCGGAACCUAGCGAUAAUAAACGCGCCGAUGUUGAAAUAAAUGAUAUGUGGCUCUUGAAAAUGAUAGCCCAAGAUGCCGCCGAUGAUAUUUACGGGGACAAAGCGAUAUCCGGAAUCAACUUCACACACGUCACAGCUUGGAUCUUUCACUGGUACAUGGCGGCGACGAAAGAGCUCAAGCGAACGGGGAAUAGGGUUUUCAGAUACGCUUUUAUGUACGAUGACGACGAGGGGUGGUGCAAGAACGCCAAGGUGAUCAAGAUUGCUUUGCAAGAGCAAGACGAGGAGUGUUUUCGGAUUAUGGCAGAUUUGUUGGAUGAGAUGAGAGUGGACUAUGACUCGUUCCUUUCUUGGUAAUAUAUAUGCUCGGAUUAUAGACCAAAACAGCUUGUUCAGCAAUGUGAAGAGAUAUUGAGGCGCAAAAGAAGAUCGGUAGGCAGAGCAGAUAAAUAUAUCGGAGUUAUGAGAAUGAACAUGGGGCAUGUCACUACCCCAGCAUCUUAUAUAAGUGCGCCAUGGAGAGCCGUCGAAGUUCAAACCUGGGCUUUGCCUGGCG
Molecule: messenger RNA, 2209 nt
Organism: Annulohypoxylon truncatum
Lineage: Eukaryota; Fungi; Ascomycota; Sordariomycetes; Xylariales; Hypoxylaceae
Exons: 3
Coding region: 1-2010 (669 amino acids)
Source: RefSeq, a predicted model, not a curated record